GACGGGCCGGGCACGUGGCAGUGGUCGUGGACCGCCGGCUUUUCAUCAGCGGCGGGGCCUGUGGGACACAGUACUACGGGAAGGGGAAGUGGUACAUCCUGGACACCGAUGCGCCGCCCGUGAUCGAAGUGGCGGCACCACCGGUCUGUGCGGACUCAGUCAGAAGAGUCAUGAGCGAGUACCUGAACAAGCAGGAGUUCUCGGACGUGAGCUUUGUCGUGGAAGGUCGGCGGAUCUUCGCCCAUCGCAUACUGCUGACGCUCUUCUCCGACUAUUUCCGGCGAGCGUUCGCUUGCGGCAUGCGCGAGAGCUUUGAGCCCGAGAUCCUGAUCGAGGACAUGUCCUACGAGACUUUCCACUCACUGCUGGAGUUCCUGUACAUCGGCAGGCUCCAUGUUUCCCAGGCUCAGCAAACCGAUGUCUGCUUCCUGAUGGGCCUCCUGAGGGCCGCGGACCAGUUCUGCGUGGACUGCGUGAAGCAGACCUGCGAAAAGCACCUGAGUGCCCUGGUGGAUUUGGAGAACGUAGAAGUCUUCCUGUUGGAAGCCGAGCGCUUCCAAGCUCUGCAGCUGGUACAGUACUGCGAGUGGUUCAAGCGCCAGCUGGACUACGAAAGCCGGCUGGGAAGCUCUUGUGGAAAGGUUUCUCCACCGGCUGGCCACUGCAUGUCCAGCACAGCACAGUCCCUGGCAGCACGGUCACGGAGGGAGUCCUUCGACUGA
Molecule: messenger RNA, 722 nt
Organism: Symbiodinium necroappetens
Lineage: Eukaryota; Dinophyceae; Suessiales; Symbiodiniaceae
Source: the annotation of a GenBank genome assembly